Messenger RNA from Nematolebias whitei (Rio pearlfish), 3022 nucleotides. RefSeq names its product neuronal PAS domain protein 4a (gene npas4a). The transcript is spliced from 8 exons. The record is from RefSeq and is a predicted model, not a curated record. Lineage: Eukaryota; Metazoa; Chordata; Actinopteri; Cyprinodontiformes; Rivulidae. Gene Ontology annotation, molecular function: protein dimerization activity; RNA polymerase II transcription regulatory region sequence-specific DNA binding; DNA-binding transcription factor activity, RNA polymerase II-specific. The coding region runs from base 281 to 3022 and encodes 913 amino acids. Gene Ontology annotation, biological process: regulation of transcription by RNA polymerase II.
GGCGACCACAGCCGCCGGAUUCACCUGCGCUCCGAAAGGAGGGGACAUCAUCCAGCAGGCGGCCAGCCAGCAUCCGAGGCUCGAGGCUGGGCAGGAGAGGGUUCAUUUAAACCUUCAUCAGGAGGAAGAAGAAGAAAAAAUAAACAGCUGAGAUGAACGUCCAACAACACACCUGAGAGCUGCUCUGGUUUAAUUUGUUCCACCUGGGAGACCGGACGCUGCAACAGCCCGCUCACAAACUUCCAACCUGCAGGAAUCCCACCGCAGAGACGCGCCAGCGAUGUACCGCUCAACCAAAGGGGCGUCCAAGGCUCGACGGGACCAGAUCAACGCCGAGAUCCGGAACCUGAAGGACCUGUUGCCCAUAUCCGAGGCAGAUAAAGCGCGGCUGUCAUACCUGCACAUCAUGUCACUCGCCUGCAUGUACACCAGGAAGUCCGUCUUCUUCACUCAAGAAGCGGGAACUGCUAGCUUUGAGGAGAGGCUUCUGUUCUCCCAUGAGCUGUCGGAGCUGAUGCAGGCGCUGCCGGGCUUCCUGAUGCUGCUCACCGGGGAGGGGAAGCUCCUCUACCUGUCAGACAGCAUCUCCGAGCACCUCGGACACUCCAUGGUGGAUCUCGUGGCUCAAGGCGACAGUGUUUAUGACAUAAUUGACGCCGCAGAUCACUUUAACACGAGAACUAACCUGUCAACCACCACGUCACUUGAGAUGGACCGUCUCUUCCGCUGUCGCUUCAACACCUCCAAGUCCGUGCGCAGGCAGAGCGCUGGGAACAAACUGGUUCUGAUCCGAGCCCGCUGCCUCUUUGCCCCUCCAGCUGCCCCUACCACCGGCUCCUAUUGGAGCUCCAACCCGGUGUGGGUGUGCUUCUGCUCCCCCCUGGAACCCCAGCCAAGCCGCUCCAGCUCCGAGGUAGAGAGGGAGUCCACCUCCACCCCUCCCCUGACUGAGACCAACCUGUUCCUGGCCUUCUUCCACUCCCAACAUGACCGUGACCUGAGGCUGCAGGAUGCACAGGACAGUGUGAGCAACUAUCUGGGGUUUGAUGUGGCAGCUUUGCGCGCUCGCUCCUGGUACAGCCUCCUCCACCCACAGGAUCUGUCGCAUGCUUCUGCUCAGCACCGUAGCCUCUUGAGAGAAGGAGGAGAGGGCAGAGCUGAGAUGGUGGUACGUGUGCAGGCUCAGGAUCUGUCCUGGGUUUGGCUCUACAUGGUGCUUCAGCUGCAGUCUGGAGACAUCCCCAUCAGGAGCAACAACUACAUCAUCAGUGACUCUGAGGCCUGGUCCGUGCGUCAGCAGCUCAGCACAGAGCACACCCAGCUCACACUGGUCCUGAGUGCUGGCUCCUCUCAGCAGGAGAGCCUGAGUCUCCAGUCUCCAGACACCCUCUCCAGCCCAGACCAGGUGUUCACCCCCGGCAGCAGCGGCCUGUCCGCCCAGUCCUUUGACUUCAGCACUGCUGGAUGCAGCGUGGGCUCCUCGGAUGAGCCCGGGAGCUCAGUCACUGAAGCCAUGCAGGUGGAGGGGGACCCCCGCUCCAGCAUCUCCUCUCUGGAGGAGGAGAGCUUCUUUCAGCAGCACCCUGCAGAAACCCCCUCUGCUGCCUCCUCCCCCACUCCAGUCACUGUUGAAACAGUAGCAGAUCUAGACUUUCUAACCCAGAACAUUCUCCUGCCGCCCUCCUUCCAGCUCGACCCUCCUCUGCCGGCUCUCCCUCUGCCACUCCCCCCUGUGCCCACCUCACAAGCACAGCAGGCCAAAGAGUUUGUGUGCACGCCCCCCUACACCCCCCAGGUUGGUGGGGUCAGUUUCCAGUUCGGCGACCCCCUCUUCAGCUUUGACCCAACUGGCACGACCACCCCUCCACCCUCUGCAACAACCGCCACCACCACCACCUCCCUGGCCCCUUCGGCGUCCUCUACAGCCCCACCCACUACGGCCUCCAGCCCCGCUCCCCCCACCAACCUCUCUGCAAAGCUCCCCCUUGCACUGCCUUCCCUUUCCACUGACCUCCUGUUCUCCGUGGAGCCAUGCAGCGGCUCCCUGUACGAGAAGCUGCCCCCCACGCCUGACAGUCCCGGGGACGGGGACUGCACAGUGAUGACCCUGCCUGAGGUACGGGGUCCGUUGUAUGUAGAUGUACCACUGGGACCCCUCCAGUGUCCCCCUGAAGGCCUCCUCACCCCCGAGGCAUCUCCUGGGAAGCAGCCCUGCCUCUCCUUCUUUUCUCUCGAGCGGGAGAAGGAGCGGGCAGAGAUCUCUCUCCUCGCUCAGCACAUCAGCUCACUGGCAGAGGGCUUCUAUCUGGAUCCUCUCCUGUCCAAACUCUCCCCCUCCUCCUCCCCUCCCUCACCUUUCCUGUCACCAGCUGCAGAACCUGAUGAUCCAGUCCACAUGAUGAGGGAGUUCUAUCCCAUCAAAACGUGGAGAGGCCUGGACAUCCCCAUCUUCCUGGAUGACGAUGAAUCUCUGUUUGAAGAGAGCAUCCUAGAAACACUCCUGCAAGAUGACCUUGCUGCUCCCCAGAUCUCCGUCCUCUCCUCCCCCUCCCCCGUGCCAGAUGCCUCCAGCCCGACCUCUCCCCAACCCCCAGUGUGCUGGCGCCAACCCUCCCAGUUUGAGGGAGUGGGCCACAUCUGUAGCGUCCAAUCGGCGCACCAUAACUCCACGGCCGGGUGCGGGGCGACCGUGGCAGCCGAGGCCGAGGUGGUGUCAGAAGGGCUAGAGGAGGAAGCGAUGGAGAUCGAGAUGGCGUCAUCUCCCGUGUCCUCCUGCUCCUCCAUCCCAGCUUCCCCUCCCCUCAUCCUCACUGCCACCUCCACGCCCGUCGCCUCGCCCAUGCCCGCUGUGUCUUGCACUCAGUCCCUCCUGGAGGAACUGGCCGUCCUGGAACCCAUGUUUGGGGCAGGUGCCUCGAUCGCCCCUGGCUUAGGGCAACAACCUGAGUUGUAUCAACUCCAAUGUUAUCCAUCGCCACAGUGCUUCCACAACGAUGGGAGUGGAAGUGUUCCUCCGUUCUAA